Python bivittatus (Burmese python) is the source of this 2607-nucleotide messenger RNA. It is a transcript of the gene NSUN3, whose product is annotated as NOP2/Sun RNA methyltransferase 3. NCBI's taxonomy places the organism in Eukaryota, Metazoa, Chordata, Lepidosauria, Squamata, Pythonidae. Gene Ontology annotation, molecular function: RNA methyltransferase activity. Gene Ontology annotation, biological process: rRNA methylation. The record is from RefSeq and is a predicted model, not a curated record. Gene Ontology annotation, cellular component: mitochondrial large ribosomal subunit.
UUGAGUUGCUUCCGCCGGCCCAAGAAGGGAGGGAGGACGUGUGCGCUGCCUCCAGCGUUUGAACAUGCUCUCGCGGGGAAUGCUGCGGGCGAGCGUGGUUGCUGCUCGCCGACACAGGAAGGAGCGGUAUUCCUCGGCGAAGGGCCAGAAAGAGUCAACGUCAGAAAAAAAGCUUCAGAAGCAAAUAUGCCAGGUUGUUCUUAAUCAUUUUGAGGAACAAUACUCCAAAGAAUUGGGAGGAGCAUGGAAUUCAGUCAGGGAAGUGCUUACAACACCAUUGAACUGGCAAUAUGCAGUCCUCCUUAAUAAAUUCAAUUACUCCUCUGAAAUGGAAUCUUAUUUGGGUUUAAAGGACUAUCGCCUCCUUUUCCCAAGAACCUCAUCCUCUUUUCCACAGUCAUUGAAGUGUUACAUCAGUGAUGCUCCUGGUAGAUUCCCUGCUCAGAAACAUAGAGAUGGACAAUUGAAGGAGUAUUACUUGCUGAAUGCUGCCUCUCUGCUGGCAGUACUGGCCCUGGAAGUAAAGGAUGGAGAAAAAGUGUUGGAUAUGUGUGCUGCCCCAGGGGGUAAAUCAGUAGCCACACUGCAGUGUGCUUGCCCAGGACUUCUACAGUCAAAUGAAUAUGAUAACUUGAGAUUUCAUCGGUUGAAGCAGACACUAGAAUCUUUCAUUCCAGAAUCUUUGAUGAGCCUAAUUACUGUUUCUCCAGCUGAUGGAAGAGAAAUAGGAAAUCUUCAACCUGAAAGGUUUGAUAAAAUCCUAGUGGAUGCUCCUUGCUCAAAUGAUAGAAGUUGGUUAUUCUCUUCUGAUACCCAGCAGGCUACUCUGCGCUUAGCACAAAGGAAGCUAUUAUCUGCUGUACAGAUACAGCUGCUCAGAUCUGCAAUUAAAGCUUUGCGUCCUGGAGGAUGUCUCGUUUAUUCUACAUGCACUCUUUCCAAGGCAGAGAAUAAUGACGUCAUAAAUCACAUCCUUGAUUCCUGCAGCAAUGUUUUGCCAGUGGAUUUGCACACCCUAGUCACUUCAGUAUCCAAGGAAUUCACUUUUGCUGCCAAUGUCCAACAGCAUGAACUUUUAGUACUUCCAGAAAGAGGGAAAGCAUGGGGACCAAUGUAUAUAUCUAAAUUAAAGAAAGUGUGAUUCAUGAAAUGCUUGUACAGUUCUUGUGAAUCAUAACAACAGGUUUUUUGGGGGUUACAAACAUCUUGUGAUUCAUCUGACACAUCUGACAAAUAAUAUCUAUCAAUUUUAAUAAACCUUUGUGGGUUUUUUCCAAACUAAACUUCUUAAAAUAUUUGAGAAAUUGUGUAAUUCAAGUAGAGAUGUUUCUAUUAAAUCCAAUAGUCAUAAUCCAGCAAUAGCUGUGGAUACAAGAAUUGGAACUGUUUUCCAUUUUGGUAUAAAUCUAAUGCUUCCAGGGGGAAAUCAGUCUAGUUUAAAACAACACAAAACAAAGCAAUCUAUUCUGUAAUUUAUUUCAGUUUCUAGCUAUUGGAAGUAACUCUUACGUCAGUUUCUAGCUAUUGAAAGUAACAGUUUUUCCCUGUUUUUGUGGCCAAUUGUUGGAUGGAAUAUUCAGAGAAAAGUUCCGAGUGAUAACCAGUCUUGAAUGUGUAACUUAUUAUGUUGAAAAACACUGAUUUCAAAUCAAAGUAUAUUCAGUGUUCAGUAAUGCAUAGGUUCUUCCUGAUAGCCAGAGGAUGACAAACAAUGCUGCUCUUUAAAGCAGCAUGAUUUCUCCUUCCAGCCCAAACAGCCAGUACUACCCAGAACCUCCCUUUUAUCUCCAAGACCUAUCCAGACAAUUGGAAGACAUGCUGUACAUGUGGUUGUUCCUCAGUUCUCAGCUACUGUUCCAUUUCUUCACCCUUUUUAGUUACAGUACACAUAUUCUAACGGGAUAAUAUAAUAAUUUAAGAUGAAAAAAAAAUACUUAAGGCAUUUUCAGUUAGAUCUGGAAACAGCAGCUUAUCACUACUAUAAGUUAAUAAAAGAAGGUGUCACCACUUAACAUAAUCGGAUACAUUUAUUUUACACACAAGCGCAUGCCAAUUUUUCUAGUUCCCCAGAUCGCAUGUCUCUUAAGCUAGUUUCUGUAACUGAAUGAAUGGUAAGAUAUGACAGUUCAGCAUUCAGUUCCUGGAUAUAGUAUCAAAUGUUUUCUUUUUAAAAACCAAGAAAAACAUAGUUAAUAUAUGUAAAUGAACCUUUUCUAAUGAGGAUAUUCUAUCUUCAAGCAAAAUCAGUCUGCAGCAGCAGGUUGUUCCUGCAAGUGAUUGUUUUUGCCACUCCUGGAAAUCACAGAUUAUACUGAGAUGAUGUUAUUUCUGCUACAUUCUACUACUUUCAGAAUGUACAAUAGGGGACUUGUGCUGAAAGCACCUUUCAACAGCUGAUCACCAGCAAAUGUGGCACUUUGGCGUGCAGCUUUGGAGAUAAAUGUGGUUUAGCUGGCAGUGACAAAGCAACUACUCAAAUCUAGGAUGAGAAAUAGCUAUAUUCAACAUACAGUAUUGCAUGGGCAUUUCUACAUAACUACCACUGUAAUUACUGAUGUAAGCGAACUACAGGUUUGUCCAAAAUGAUGUUAGCUCUGUUCUGAAUAA